Cyphellophora attinorum is the source of this 1353-nucleotide messenger RNA. Its product is annotated as Cutinase transcription factor 1 beta. The coding region runs from base 1 to 1353 and encodes 450 amino acids. Lineage: Eukaryota; Fungi; Ascomycota; Eurotiomycetes; Chaetothyriales; Cyphellophoraceae. The transcript has a single exon. Gene Ontology annotation, molecular function: zinc ion binding; DNA binding. Gene Ontology annotation, biological process: DNA-templated transcription. The record is from RefSeq and is a predicted model, not a curated record.
AUGGUAGACGAGAUCGUCAGAUCGUUCCUUUGCUAUGUGUAUCCACUACUGCCUAUCCUACGGCUCGACACCUUUCUAAGUGCACUGGAGGGCAAGCCGGGACACACUAUCAGCCCAUUGCUCUUUCAAGCAGUUCUUCUGGCCGGAGCAGUCUUUGUAGACUUUUCCGGUUUCCGGCACGCCGGAUAUCAACAAUGUAAGGAUGUUCAAAGGACGCUAUUCGGUCGAGCAAAAGCGUUGUAUGAUAUGGAGGUCGAGGUCAAUCCGGUCACCGUGGUCCAAAGCCUACUUUUGAUGACUUACUGGCAUUCUCGUCUGAACGAUUUCCAGGGACGUGUUCACUGGCUAAGGAUUGCUAUAUCUCUUGCGACAGAGGCUGGCCUGCACAACUCCAACCUGCGGUACGAGGAUCCCGCAGAGAACGACUUCCGGCGCCGGUUAUGGAGCUGUUGCAUUAUCAGAAGCAGCUUGGUAUGCAUAGGAGAGCGUCGACAGGCGCUGGUGCCACAAGCAGUGUUAUGUUUCCAUGAUCCGAAUUUACUGAAAUGGGACGAUACCUCUCUUUCCCGCGCCCUCGAAUAUUACUCGGUCGCUCACCUGCGACAACAGCUAGAGCUGUUCGGAACCUUGUUCUUUCAGGAAGUGGAGCUGUGUCGAGAAAUCCAGCACGUUCUGCAUACCCUGUACGAGUUCAGUGGGGUUCGAGUGAGCGAGCCUGGCAUCCCUAUCAUGACAUUGAUCCCGAAGACGGAAGCCAUGGGGUCUUUGGUCAUCUCGUUGGACGAGAGACUGCGAAUGUGGCACGGGCAAGCUCUGCAGCUGGGAUUGUUCGAGCGUCGGCAUAACCCUUUCGGCUCACUUGUUUCACUGCAUUCUGCUGUGCUCGAGAUGCUCUACUAUACGUCACUGUCCACAGUGCACCGGCCGAUGAUGCUGCGGCAAUGGCAGACGGACACUGCCACAGAAGCACUGCGCCGGUUCUCAUCUUCUACACUGCGGUCUUCUGCUUGCCGCAUAACGGACAUAGCCCGAGAUCUCGAGGUCAACCACGAGAUCUCUUUGCUGCCUCCGGUAGGCACCGCCAUGUUCAUCGCGGCGAGCCUACAGCAUCUGCAGGAUUCCAUGUCGACGAACUUGGAUGAAUGCCGGUCGGGCUCUCUAUAUCUGGGCCAGGUCUUACGCAUCUUUCGUCUCCUCACGGAGAGAUACAAUCAUGUCAACACUGCAAUCGAGUAUAUUGCCCGAGUCCAGAACGGCAACGGGGAGCAAUUUGACCAUUACCUGGAAUGGGAAGAGCGAGUCAGUCCAACAGGUCGAUGGGAGACACACCGAGUGAAUGCCCUAUUGCGAUAG